Molecule: messenger RNA, 501 nt
Organism: Arachis ipaensis
Lineage: Eukaryota; Viridiplantae; Streptophyta; Magnoliopsida; Fabales; Fabaceae
Source: RefSeq, a predicted model, not a curated record
AUGUGUCCUUUAUGUUGCAAGACUGUUGAGUCAGCUAUCCAUCUGUUUCUUGGCUGUGAGCUCACUUGGCAGGUGUGGUGUGCAUGGCUAUUCGCCCUUGGAAGGUCCUGGGCCGUACCAGAAACACUGAAGCAACAUUUUGAGAGCUGGGCGCAUGCUUCACAUAGAAAGGUUGAGAGAAAGAGGUGGUUGAUUGGAUUCUUUGCUGUAAUCUGGGCAAUUUGGCUGGAAAGAAAUGAUCGUGUCUUCAAUAAUCAUGGCUCAGAAGUGGUGGAAAUCAUCAAUAGGUCCUUUUCGCUAUCCGACGAGUGGCUUGGUGAAGUGGUCUGUCCCUUCCCCUGUUUCCGGAAGCGCCACCACCAUGCCUCUCUCAGGCAAGAUCGAGGCAGGGCUAAUUGCCGGCUGCGUUGGAGUCGCCACAUGGCGAGGAUGCAGGCCGAUAGUUGUUGUGGUAACCCAGCUGUUGUUGUGGCGCCGCCAAUGAUGGUAGAAGGGAGGUGA